This is a messenger RNA of Parastagonospora nodorum SN15, 516 nucleotides long. RefSeq lists its product as hypothetical. The coding region runs from base 1 to 516 and encodes 171 amino acids. Gene Ontology annotation, cellular component: signal recognition particle, endoplasmic reticulum targeting. Gene Ontology annotation, biological process: SRP-dependent cotranslational protein targeting to membrane. The transcript has 2 exons. NCBI's taxonomy places the organism in Eukaryota, Fungi, Ascomycota, Dothideomycetes, Pleosporales, Phaeosphaeriaceae. The record is from RefSeq and is a predicted model, not a curated record.
AUGCCAUACUUCAAAACUAGCGCGGAAUGGUACGAGCAGUCGUCACUACUGCUCAAAGCCCGGCCGACCACGACACGCAUAACCUCGAAAUACACCGUCCUCAAGCCGUCCGCAUCCAAGAUUGAAAAGCGAAGAAGUUACGCGGCGAAACAACCGGCGAAAUCGGAAGAGAGUGCGCGGGCAUCGUCACCACAGCCACAGGCGCAGAAGCCCGAAGACCCCACGAGCACGUUCACGCUCAAGACAUAUGAUCCGGAGUCGGGCACGUGUUUGCAGUAUGAAACCAAUAAGGCCGCCGAGGUUGGAAGGUUAAUAGGGAACCUUGGAAGGCUGGGGAGAGAGAUGGCGGCACUGCCAGAAAUACCGGAAGAUUUGAGCGCACAGGCGGGAAGCGGGGAGGGUGUGUCAACGCCAAAGGUUGAUGAGAGUGGAGAUGUGAAGAUGGGUGGAGUACCAGCGGAUCCGAAGGCAGGUGCGGGCGCAGGAGGCAAAAAGAAGAAGAAGGGAAAGAAAUGA